CAGUACCGCAAAAUUUAUCAUUCAGAGCCAGACUGAACACAGCCACGCACACCGCUCCUCUCCCGACUAAGGUCCUACUUCACCAGUACCAUGGCUGACGCUGCUGCAUCUCCCGCACCUGCCAAGAAGGCAACUAAGGCCAAGAAACCCGCCGUCAAGCCUACUCAUCCCGCCUACGCCCUGAUGAUCGCCGCCGCCCUCAAGAGCCUCAAGGAACGAAGUGGUUCGUCUCGUCAGGCAAUUCUGAAGUACAUCGUCGCUAACUACAAGGUUGGGGAUGAGAAGAAGGCUGGAGUCCGCCUCAAGCUGGCCCUCAAGAAGGGCGUGACCUCUGGUGCUCUCAAGCAGGUCAAGGGAGCUGGGGCAUCCGGCUCCUUCAAGCUGGCCAAGGACGACGUCAAGCCCGUCGUCAAGAAACCCGCUGUGAAGAAGGCCGCCGUCAAGAAGCCCGCAGCCAAGAAAGCCGCCGUCAAGAAGCCCGCAGCCAAGAAAGCCGCCGCGAAGAAGCCCGCUGCCAAGAAGGUGGUGAAGAAACCCGCCGUCAAGAAGGCUGCCAAGAAACCCGCCGCCAAGAAGGCUGCGAAAAAGCCCGCCGCCAAGAAGCCCUCUCCCAAGAAGGCUGCCAAGAAGCCCGCCAAGAAGUGAACUUGACCGCAGUACAAAGCUGUAUAGACUUAAGGGCAUCUCUAGGUGCGACAUGUAUGCUUCUGUAAGAAGUGUUAAUAUUAAGUAAAUUUUUUAUAUUGUACCUGAAGUUCUCAUAUACAAGAUAUCUCUGUGUGUAAAUAGAUAAUAUUAUAUAUAUAUAGAUUUUUA
This is a messenger RNA of Procambarus clarkii (red swamp crayfish), 816 nucleotides long. Its product is annotated as histone H1-delta. Gene Ontology annotation, biological process: nucleosome assembly; chromosome condensation; negative regulation of DNA recombination. The record is from RefSeq and is a predicted model, not a curated record. Lineage: Eukaryota; Metazoa; Arthropoda; Malacostraca; Decapoda; Cambaridae. Gene Ontology annotation, cellular component: nucleosome; nucleus. Gene Ontology annotation, molecular function: double-stranded DNA binding; nucleosomal DNA binding; structural constituent of chromatin.